Messenger RNA from Onychostruthus taczanowskii (white-rumped snowfinch), 3499 nucleotides. It is a transcript of the gene PAG1, whose product is annotated as phosphoprotein membrane anchor with glycosphingolipid microdomains 1. The coding region runs from base 580 to 1854 and encodes 424 amino acids. The transcript is spliced from 8 exons. Gene Ontology annotation, cellular component: membrane raft; plasma membrane. The record is from RefSeq and is a predicted model, not a curated record. Gene Ontology annotation, biological process: negative regulation of T cell activation; intracellular signal transduction. NCBI's taxonomy places the organism in Eukaryota, Metazoa, Chordata, Aves, Passeriformes, Passeridae.
UCCAUCUCCUCUCUAGGCACCGGGGUGCUCGUCGUGCCCUGACACUGUCUCGCUCCUGGACACAGCGCAGCUUUGGCUAAUCAUAAACACAUCAGCAUUUCUCUCCAUUCCUUCUCAUCGCCCUGUGCUCCAAGAAGAAGAAGAAGCAAAGAGAGGUCCGUGGCAGCGGAUGAGCGUGCCUUUGUGGCACCGCUGGCCGGGCGGGCUGACAGAGGCGGCAUUGUUCGCAGGCUGUGCCCCUUGGCAGCCGGGGAAGGUGGGAUCUGCGCCCUGCAUACGGAAUCGGUGAGCGGGGACAGGCCUGGGGAGCUCCGGGAGCUGCAUUGAUGCCCGCAGGGAGUUCCAGGGCGCUGCUCAAACAGCUUCUCCCGGCGUCUUCUGCACAAUGCAAAGGGGGUCUAGGAUGAGGAGUCCUUGGUAAUCAAAGCCCAGAAGCUUUUGCUUCCUCACUGGGAGAGCCUGUAUGAAGACCUGUGUGGAUGAUGUUAUAAGAAACAGAAGGUGCAUGCAGCACAGAUGUCAGUCUUCUUCAAGGAGUAACUUCUUCAACCCCAAGUGAUACCAGCUCCUGCUAGUACCAUGGGGCUAGAGGGUGUUUUUUUAGGCACUGGACAGAUCCACGUAAUCCUGUGGGGAAGUUUGGCAGCCAUGACAACACUCUUGUUCCUCACCUUCCUCAUCUUCCUUUGCUCCAGCUGCAAUGGGGAAAAGAAGGCCAAAAGUCAGAAUGGAGAUCAUGAAAAUCUGAUGAAUGUGCCUUCCGAGAAGGAGGUGUUCAGCCAUUCCAUCACGAGCUCGGUCACGGAGCCUCCCCCGAACAGUGAACAGAACGGAGCCCUCAGCAACGGUGAGGUUCUUUCUGAGGACAGUACAGCUGCCUGUAUCCAGCCUUAUGAAGAAGUACAGACAUCUGAUCUACUAGAUCAACAGGAUGGUCUUGGAAAGUCUAUAAAGUGUCACCAGAGCCGGGAACUACCCAGUAUUCCCCCUAACAACCCCAUGGAAACUAUAAUCUCAUCUAGAAAUGCAGAAAAUGAUCAAGGUCUUGGAAUGGAAGGGCCUUAUGAAGUCUUGAAAGACAGUUCCUCUCAGGAGAACAUAGUUGAAGACUGCUUGUAUGAAACUGUGAAGGAAAUUAAAGAUGUUGGAGCAGUAGCCAGCAUGGAAGGGAACUCUAACAGCAAAUCAAAGGCUUCACUGACAGUUUCUGAAGGUCAGAAUCAGAUUCCUGAGUGCAGAAUUGAGUCAGCAGAGUAUGCAUCUGUUGACCGAAAUAAGAAGAGUCGCCAAAGUGCAAAUUCAGAAAGUCCUCUUGACAACAUACCAGAUGUAGAGGAUGAGCUUCCCCCUCCAGUACCCAUGAAACUUCUUGAUGAAAAUGAAAAUGUGCAAGAAAAAGAAGUGGAAGAAGAAGUGACAGAAGGAGCGAGUAAACCAGAAAAGAGGCUUAGUUCAGUGUCUUACAAGUCUCGAGAGGAAGAUCCAUCUCUCACAGAAGAUGAGAUCUCAGCCAUGUACUCAUCGGUGAGUAAGCCGGGACAGGCCAUCAAGGCACUGGAUUCUCCUUACACCUGCAUUCAAGAAAUUGCAUCUCAGAGGUCCCCGUCUAUUUGCAGUGGCCUCUAUGCAAGUGUGAAGGACUUUGAAAACACCCUCAAUUCCACCACUGUGCCUCAGUCAGCGGACAGACCAAACGGGGAGCUGGAGCCGGACUAUGAAGCUAUCCAGUCAGUGAGCCAAGAGGAAGACAGGACCUUGUCGGUGCCCACCACAAACCACACUGCUCUUUCAGGAGAGAACGACUACGAGAGCAUAGGGGACUUGCAGCACCACAGGGAAUUCACCAGGCUUUAACUACUCCAGCAGCAGAUUUCCCCACUGUUAUUUUCAAAGGACAAGUGAAACGUGGAGGGGGAAGUGCUUUUCCUAUGGAACACAAGUUGUGAAGAAGCAAUGUACAUUUCAGCUGGGGUGUGAUAGCUGCUGGUUUUUCUGGGUGGUGGAUCAAGGCUCAUGGGAAAGGGUACGUCAGGUCAGAAAGAUGACCAGGAAAAUGUAAAGGUUUCUUUAUUGUUAUUAGCUCCAAGGCAAACGUAAUUUGGGAAGGCGUGCCAUGCUUGUCGUCCUGACAGGAUUACGUACCAAAAAGACUACCCUUACACAAAACUAGCUUCUCAUUUUAAGAGAUUAUUUUAUGUAAUUUUCUUCAAAGUGUUUUUCAAGCAUAAUUUUUCAUUCAAGUUUUGGCAUCUGCAAUGUUGAGCAAACCACAGAUAAUUAAUUGUACCUCAACUCAGACUUACUCUGCGGGGCUGGGGAAGAUGCACUCACUUCUGUGUCUUUUGGGGAGCUCUGUCCACCUUCACUGCAACUAAAGUGCAAAAAACAGUUGUUCACAAGGGACUGACUCCAAAUGUACUUGAAUUAAUUCUGCUGGCUUUUUCUUUUUUUUUUAAUGUCAAGGGCUGUAGAAUGUGACUUGCAGUAUUUGAGAUGUGUACUGGUAUUUGUAGGGGUUUUGUUUGAUUAUUUCUGAAAUAUUCCUUUGAAAUGGCAACGGUCACUCUUAGUAUUCUUGCACUGUUUCCCUCAAAUAGACAUAAACACCUGCACAUACACACCCCAGACCAUUGUUGUGUUGCAAAAAUUGUGCAAUUGAAUGCAUUGGCAUAAUGUGUAGUCUAACCUUAGUAGUGUUGAGUAAUUAUUUUUUUGUUGCAGAAUUUUGCCCUUUUUAAAGACUUAACUAUUUUAAUUUUGUCUAGUUUCUUAUAUAGGAAAAGUUAUGUACUGUGUUGAGUGGGUAAUACUUUUUUUUUUACAACGUAUUUUUCAUCUUCAAAGUUUUUAUAGAUUAACUUACUGGGGUUUGUAACAGGAGGAAUCCCAUUCUUUAUUUGGGCUUGUUUUUUGGUGUUUUAAUUUUUUUCCUAUUUCAAAAGUAGAUAAAUGAAAAUUAUCUACUGGGGUUGUUUUGUUGACUUUUUCUGCCUCCUUGAGCAGGGAAAUGGAACAUGCCUUGCUGUUUUUAAGCUAAAAUAAUGGAGUCUAUGUAAAAGAACACUGCCACAGGGCAAAAAAGAGGCAAAAGAGACAGUGGGAUUUAGUCAGGCAUAGCCACUAGUCCUCCUUGUUCUUCUGCUAAAAGGAGCAGGAGGGCAGCCAAGACCUACUAUAGGGCCUCUGACAAACAGCUUGAAAGCCACUGGCUUUUCAGAAAUGCUGAGUUACUCUGUUACUGUGAAAAACAAAGUACAGUGCUUGGAUGAAAUAAGCAGGUACUGGAUUGCUACCUUUUUUCUUCAAGAAUAAUGCAAUAAACAGUAAAAUGGUACAAGAAUAGUCCAACAGUAAAGAACAAGCAUUGUGUGACAUGCAUGUGCACAUAUCCCCAUGUAUAUAAGCAUACUCUUGUAAUUUGGACACAAGUAUAAGUUAUAGUCCAAGCUUGGCAACAUUCACAUACAUAAUAUCUGGCAUGUGCUUGAAGAGCAGUUUA